UAUGGAUUCGCUGCGGACCGGAAUACUUUUCUCUCUCCCUUUUAAAAAAAAAAAGGAAAAAAAAGUGAUUCAGGCGUCAAAGGAGGGCAGGGAUGCCUGUUUAUUAAGUAGUUGAAAAGGAUCCAUGAAGCUUUAAACUCAGCUGGAGAAAACUUUUGAACUGGAACUGGGAUACUUGGAAGAUACCUGAGAUUUGUGUAGAAAGUCGUUUUUAUAUGGUAAUUUCACAACACCUUUAAGGCUGCUAUAACCGUGAAUAAUCUACAGGUUACCUCAGGAGAUCCGGUGUCCUCCCUGCACGGAUAUUAUGUGCGCACUGGAGUGAUUUUUUUCCCCCCUCUGGGUGCAGGGAUUUGUUUUUAUUUUCCCAGAGAGAGCGGAGCUGAUCUGAGGGCAGAGGGGAGCUAAAUGCGGCUGACUGGCGACCCUGCACCGGGAACCAUGAACAGCAGCGGGUCUGGCAACUUUCUGCUGGUCCCCAUACCGGAGUACCCCCUGCUGGACUGCGUGCCCAACAAGACGGUGAAGAUUGUGGUGCUGGGAGCGAGCAACGUCGGGAAAACCGCUUUAAUCGUAAGGUUUCUGACCAAGAGGUUCAUCGGUGAUUAUGAAGCAAACACAGGGGCGCUCUACUCCCGAAAGGUCACGCUGGAUGGGGAGGAAGUGUCGCUUCAGAUCCAGGAUACACCCUGUGUCGCUCUCCAGGACAAUGCUGAGGAUCUGUACUGCCAGGAGCAGAUCAACAGGUCGAUCUACUGGGCAGACGGAUAUGUGUUGGUUUUCUCCAUCACAGACCACAACAGCUACAGAACCAUCCAGCCACUGUACCAGCACGUCAGGCGCAUACACCCCUCUGGAAACAUACCGGUUAUACUGGUUGGCAACAAGAGUGACCUGCUCCGAGCCCGACAAGUGCCUGCAGACGAAGGCGAGACAUUAGCAGCUUCGUUAGGAGGAGUUUACUUUGAGACCUCAGCCAGAGAAAACCACGAGGGAGUCCAUACUGCCUUUCUACAUCUUUGUCAGGAGGUGAUCCGAGCGCUGGGAGGAGGGAACGGGGAGAAGAGGAGAGGAGGACUCCACCUGGCCAGACCCAAAUCUCCUAACAUGCAGGAGCUGAAGAGGAGGUUCAGGCAGGUACUUUCCUCCAAAGUCAAAUCAGCCACGACCAUCUGAUCGCAGGAGGGCAUGAAAAAUGACAGCCUGCAGCCAGGCACGUGGCAGAAAUAAGAGCUAAAAUGCUGAAGAAAAAAAUCACAAGAGGAGUUUAAUGUUUGGGGUCUGGAGCUGUCACUGGCACGAAAAAGACACGGUCUCUGUGGUGAUCAAAGCUUUUCAAAGAGCACAAGGAGUCCUCAUCGGAUGGAUGAAAAGAAAGCUUUGAUGGAGCUUUCUGCCAAACGAGUUCUGCUGAAAGAGACUUACGGUCAACACGACCUCUUUCCCAGCUCGAGUACAACAAAGACUUGUUAAACACAGCCAAACAAACAGCUCGCGUUGUGUCAGAAACUGCAGGUUUAUCUUGAAGGGCAGCAGAACUUUCUGACUUAUUUGGCCAAUUGAUGUCGUAUUUCAUUCAGGUUAAAAGUCCCUGAAUACAACAUGAACAAAGUUAAUUAAAUAUACCAAAACAGCAAAGACUUAUCAACUUUAUCCAGUUUGUUUUAUAUGACUCAACAUCUCUUAUUUCAUCUCCCAGCUGUUACAGUUUCAUUACAUUUUUUUACUUACUUUGGGGAAUAAAAUGGUAU
This is a messenger RNA of Archocentrus centrarchus (flier cichlid), 1751 nucleotides long. RefSeq names its product RAS-like, family 11, member A (gene rasl11a). The record is from RefSeq and is a predicted model, not a curated record. Gene Ontology annotation, molecular function: GTP binding; GTPase activity. Lineage: Eukaryota; Metazoa; Chordata; Actinopteri; Cichliformes; Cichlidae. The transcript has 8 exons. Bases 409 to 1176 code for a protein of 255 amino acids.